AUUCACAAGGACAUUGCACUAUGUGAUAUGCCCUCGAACCACAAUAGAAUGGUCUCCAUCGACAUGUCCUACAACCAGUUUUCUUUGGACACAUACGUCCUUCAACUUGAUCCUCUUCCCCACUUUUUUCAUUUCCCCCCUCCAAAUUACCCUUUUCUUGCAGCUUUCCUCCACCGUCCCCCACAACUCCGUCACCAUAUCGCCGGCGAUCUCCCUUCUUUCUCAAUUCCAUCUUCAAGAUCAACAACUCCUUAAGACUAAACCCUUUUCCUUGUUUUUCUCCAUACGAACUAAAAAGAUAUCAACUCCAAGUAGUAGUUGUUGAUGCCUUGAUGAGAUGAAAGCUCUGUCCUUUUCUGAUUUCAGGUAAAUUCGUACUUUUGAAGGGGUUUCCUAGCUGGGUUUUUUUUUUAAUUGUGGCAUGUGGGUUGUCGUUUGGCUUCUUGGAUGUGUUGAUGUACUGUUUACGUGAUAUUUAGGUAGGUACGAAAUGAUCCUAACCAAGAGGAUUUCGUUUCUUCGUAAUAAUCUAACAAAAGUUGCUCUGUUAGGAUUCUUAGUUGAUAAGUGCAGUUCAGGAUUUGUUUGAAGGAAAUUGAGAAUCUUUUCUUGUGUUUGGUUGGAAUUUCCCCCAAAAAAAAGAUUCCUUCUUUAUUUUACGAUCAAUUAAGCAGAUCCAAAAUCCGCUUCCAUGAAGUUGAUCUUAAGAUCGUGAAAUCCCCCCCCAAAAAAAAGAAGCCAUCUAUUUGGUUAGUUGUGAGCUGUGAGUUUUGAUCAAUGGAGGCUAGAUUUGGGGGAAAUCCUCAUCAUUACUAUGGUCCUGUGGUUCCGGAAUUGGAGGGUGUCGGAAAGAGAAGUAUGGAAUGGGAUUUAAACGACUGGAAAUGGGAUGGCGAUCUGUUCACUGCCACCCCAUUAAACACAAUUCCAUCCGAUUGCAGAAGCAGACAACUAUUUCCUGUUACAUCAGGUGGCUCUUCAUCUUGCUCAGAUGAAGGAAAAAGGGAGUUGGAAAAAAGGAGAAGAGUUGUGAUUCUUGAUGAUGAUGAUGAAGUUGGAGGUCUUAACUUAAAUCUUGGAGGCCAAGUGUACCCUAUAACAGAGGACGAUCUGGAAAGAUGGGAAGGGAAGAGUGGCAAAAAGACUAAAGUAGCCCCGGCUUCAUCGAAUCGUGCAGUUUGUCAGGUGGAUGAUUGUCAAACCGAUUUGACGGGUGCAAAAGAUUAUCAUAGAAGACAUAAAGUUUGUAAUUUGCACUCCAAGGCCACCAAAGCAUUGGUUGCAAAUGUGUUGCAAAGAUUUUGUCAGCAGUGCAGCAGGUUUCAUGCACUUGAGGAGUUUGAUGAAGGAAAGAGAAGUUGUCGCAGGCGAUUAGCAGGACAUAACAGGCGAAGAAGAAAGACACAUCCAGAAAACACAGUUAGUGGAGUGUCACUAAAUGAUGAAAGAAGUUGUAGUUAUCUGCUUGUUAGUCUCUUGAGGAUACUCUCUAAUCUACAAUUUGAAAAUUUUGCAGCUAAUACAUCGGAGCAAAACAAAGAUCAAGAUUUGCUGAGUCAUCUAUUGAAAAACAUCGCCAGUCUUGCUGGUAAUGUGAACGAGAAAAACUCAUCUGGAAUGGAUGCUGGAACAUCUUUUGCAACGACCCCUGAAAAGCCUGUCAGACAAAUUGAAAGUGUGAAUCCUUCAAUGGCUUGCCAGAUCACAUAUCCUUCAAACAACAAAGCUCAAGCUCAAGCUCCCAUUGAAGUUGAAGCUAAUAAUAAUAAUAAUAAUAAUAAUGGGAUGGAGGGUAGAGUUGGAAAGAUGAAAUUGAACAACAUUGAUUUGAACAUGGUUUAUGAUGAAUCUCAAGAUGGUAUGGAGACAGCUGAAAACAUAGACAAAAAUAUGCCUUUGUGGUUACGUGGACACCCUCACAAAUCAAGUCCUCCACAGACAAGUGGCAACUCUGCUUCAACAGCAACACAGUCACCAUCUAGUUCCAGUGGGGAACCACAGAGUCGUACAGACCGAAUCGUAUUCAAGCUAUUUGGGAAAGAUCCUAAUGAGUUGCCUCUUGUUCUCAGGAACCAAGUACUCUUCUUUCCCUUUUGUAGACUUUGGGUUUUGGUUAUUUUUAGAUCAGAUACACUAAUUUUGUGUAAAUUUCAGAUUCUUGACUGGUUGUUACACAGUCCUACUGAUAUUGAAGGUUACAUUCGGCCUGGAUGUAUCAUAUUAUCAGUUUAUCUUCGAAUGGACAAUUCCUCUUGGGAUGAGCUUUGCUAUGAUUUGAGCACCCAUUUGAGGAAGCUUUUGGAUGCAUCAAAUAAUUCUUUCUGGAGAACGGGAUGGGUUUAUACUAGGGUUCUUGAUCAUGUUGCCUUUUCUUGCAAUGGUCAGAUUGUUUUAAACACAGCUUUGCCAAAUAAACGCCAUAGAAACUCCAGCAUAUUGAGCAUCACACCCAUAGCAGUUUCUGCAUCUGCCAACACUCAAUUCUCUGUUAAAGGCUUCAACAUAUCAUGGUCAACCUCAAGGAUGCUAUGUGUGCUAGAAGGGAGUUACCUUGUUCAGACAAGCUGUUCAGACUUGUUAGAUACAACAGAUUCGUUGAUGAAGCAUGAAGACAUCCAGUCCCUUAGCUUCUGUUGCUCUGUACCUAAUAUUUCUGGGAGAGGAUUCAUAGAGAUUGAAGAUGAUAGCCUCAGCAGCAGUUUCUUUCCAUUCAUAGUUGCAGAAGAAGAUGUUUGUUCAGAAAUCUGUACACUGGAGAGUGAUAUAGAAGACAUGGGUGAAGAGAAGACAAGAAGAGGGGCAUUGGAGUUUGUAAAUGAGAUGGGGUGGCUUCUUCAUAGAAGUCAGUUAAAGCUGAGAAUGGGUGAUGGUUUCUCAUUUAAAAGAUUCAGGUGGCUGAUAGAGUUUUCAGUGGACCAUGAUUGGUGUGCUGUGGUCAACAAACUGUUGACCAUCAUCUUGGGUGGGGAAGUGGUGGUGGCUCAUGAUGGCUCGGUUGAAGCUGCUUUAAUGGAAGUUGGGUUGCUCCACCGAGCCGUGAGGCGAAACUCCAACCGCAUGGUUCAGCUGCUCUUGAAUCACCACCAACAAAAUUUGUUUAAAGCAGAUGCUGUGGGGCCCGGUGGAUUGACUCCUCUUCAUAUUGCAUCUGGUAAAGAUGGUUCAGAGAGUGUUUUAGAUGCAUUAACAGAUGAUCCUCAAAUGGUGGGACUGAAAGCAUGGAGGAACUCUAGGGAUAGUAGUGGCUUGACACCUUAUGAUUAUGCAUCAAUGAGAGGCCAUUAUAAUUACAUUCAUCUGGUUCAAAGAAAGAUGAACAAGAACAAGAACAAGAACAGAUCAGAGAAGGGGGGGCAUGUGGUUGUGGACAUGCCUCCUCCGGUGGUGGCUGAGCCGCCCCAUAAAGUCGCCGGAUUUGAAACGGAGAAGGCUGUAGUGGUGGUGGUACAGAAAUCGUGCAGCCGGUGUGAGCGGAAACUGUCAUAUUAUGGUGGCGGGCGGUCUUCACUGGCGAUAUAUAAGCCGGCAAUGCUGUCAAUGGUGGCAAUAGCUGCAGUGUGUGUGUGUGUGGCUUUGCUGUUCAAGAGUUCACCUCAGGUUAUGUAUGUCUUCCAGCCCUUCAUUUGGGAGAGACUCAAGUAUGGAGCAAGCUAAAGCUAAUACAACUCUAGGAUUUCAAUUUUUUUUCUUCUUCUUUUGGAUAUAAUUUUAUUAACGAAGAUAUGGUUAUGAUCCUUUAUAUAUAUAUAUAUAUAUAAUAUAUUCUGACUGGAAAAUUUAUGUGUAAUGUGUAUAUGUCUGGAUUGAUGUUAUUCCAUCCAAAUACAAGCUUUUCUUCCAUA
Lactuca sativa (garden lettuce) is the source of this 3842-nucleotide messenger RNA. RefSeq names its product squamosa promoter-binding-like protein 1. Gene Ontology annotation, cellular component: nucleus. Lineage: Eukaryota; Viridiplantae; Streptophyta; Magnoliopsida; Asterales; Asteraceae. Gene Ontology annotation, molecular function: protein binding; DNA binding. The record is from RefSeq and is a predicted model, not a curated record.